This is a messenger RNA of Microplitis mediator, 1997 nucleotides long. Its product is annotated as zinc finger CCHC domain-containing protein 8 homolog. The transcript is spliced from 7 exons. Lineage: Eukaryota; Metazoa; Arthropoda; Insecta; Hymenoptera; Braconidae. Gene Ontology annotation, molecular function: RNA binding. The record is from RefSeq and is a predicted model, not a curated record. The coding region runs from base 137 to 1828 and encodes 563 amino acids. Gene Ontology annotation, cellular component: catalytic step 2 spliceosome.
AUCUACAAAAACUGACCCAAACAAUUUGUAUAAAUAACAACAAUAUAAAUAAAAAAUAUAUAAAAGUAAAUAAAUAAACAACGCGGUCUUAGUAAUUAGUUUUUUUUUUAUGUGUUAAUUAAAAAGUAAAUAAGCGAUGAACUGCAACGGAGAUUCUCACAGUCAAGAUGACUCGGUUGUAUGCUUGGACACGAGUCAAGAGUCUGUUUGUGAUAACGAUAUUGAAGUUAUUGACAAUAACGAUGUGGAUAAUAAAUCCAGCGAAGGUAAAACUCUACCACCUGGUGACGCCCCCGACGGUUUUAUCGUCAUCGACGACAUUGACGGCAAUCAGGAGGAAAUUAAUGACCACCAGGAACAUGAGCCAAUCAUUAAGGUUAUCUUUAGGGACAAAGCUGUCGCUUGCGAGUACAGGAAACGCGUGAAAGAUUUUUUACAAAGACUCGUACGCGUUAAUUUGCCAGAAGACAAUUCAUCAGAUUUAGUAUUAGAAAUCUGGGACAAAGAUUCUAAUAAACGUAAACAUGAUGACAAUUUAUCGAGCCCAUUGUUUACGAUUGACAACAAACCUGUUGCUGAAGACUUUUAUAAUAUUCCUGCUUAUGGAAAAAAAUUUGAUCGCGUGUUGAAAGAAUCAACAGGAGAUUCAGAUGAAGAAAAUGAUUGCGCAGGACCUAAACUUACAUGUUUCAAUUGUAUAGGAAAUCAUAACUUGCGCGACUGCCCAAAGCCGCGUAAUUUCAAUGAAAUAAAUAAAAACCGCAAAGAAUUUUCUUCAAGAUCGACAUCAAAGAACUCGCGAUAUCACGUCGAGGAACAGAAAUUUGUACCUGGUGUUCUGAGUAGCGAGCUGCGCAAAGCUCUAGGUCUCAGUCAUAACGAGCUACCAAAACAUAUAUUUAAGAUGAGGUUACUGGGGUACCCGCCAGGUUGGCUAGAGGAAGCGAAACUUGAGCACUCGGGUCUCAAUCUCUACAAUUCGGACGGUAGACGUGUCCUAGACCCAGCAGAGGAAGUCGGAGAGAUAUUUUCCCCUGAGGACAAUGCUAAGUUUGACAUGAAAAAAAUUCACGACUACCCAGGAUUCAAUGUCGCGCCGGCAGCUGGUACUAGAGAUGCAUACUGGAACCCGGAGAUGCAGGCAUUGCACAGCAAGGAAAGGAUGCUGCAGAUGUUGAGCUGCCGCAAAGCUGAGCAAGGCUACAAAAAAAAGAAACUUGAGCGGUCUGUCAGCGAACCGAGUCCUGAUGCGAUCAUCUGCCCCGUGGAAAUGGACUGCGAGCCUACUGAAGACUCCAUAGUAGAACUGGUACCGAUAAACGGCGAAGAUUCCCAGGAACCAGCGCCGCCAGGAUGUGAGCCCGAGUUGCCGAUGACUCCAAAAACUGAUCCCUCCUGCGACUCGCCAUCGCUCGCGGACUUGGAGAGAAGAAAAAAAUUGUUGCUCCAGGAGUUGAACGACUCGAACUUGUCCAGCCCGGGCACGCCAUUGAGUUCACAAAAUAAUUCGACCGCCGAAACUCCCAAGUCUAGUGCGAAAUGUUUGAAUUUAACGGCGACCCCGCCGGUGACUCCGGUGACUGCCCGGAGCUCGACCUCUGACAGUGAAAAUACACCCAAGUUGGGGUCAGUUAAGACAAUCGAACUGGGUACGCCUUUAAUUAAAAGCACUUCCAAGUACAGUCGGCUGCCCGACAGCGAUAAAUUCUCCAAGGACAUUUGCGAUGUUAUUAAUUUUGAAAAUUUACCUGGAGCUACGGGCAAGUAUGAGAAAAUGAGCGGGAUUAUUCAAAAAAUCCGAACUCUGACUAAUCAGGAUUACUCUUGAAGUUUAUUAUUAUUAAAGUAAUCAAUAAUAGUAAUAAUUAAUUGAUAAAUUGUCCGUUACAGUUAAAUGUUUGUACAUAUUUUAAAAUCUUUUGGUGAAAAUAAGUUAAAUUUGAAAGUACCAUUGACAAAAUUAUAUUUCUUAAUAAAAACAACAAAUGAGUAAUUAA